Molecule: messenger RNA, 489 nt
Organism: Cylicostephanus goldi
Lineage: Eukaryota; Metazoa; Nematoda; Chromadorea; Rhabditida; Strongylidae
Source: the annotation of a GenBank genome assembly
AUGGAGUACCUUGAGUCACAACAGGUUAUACACCGAGAUGUGGCAGCAAGAAACUGUUUGAUUAGCGGAUCUGAUGUUUGUAAAAUUAGUGACUUUGGACUAUCAAUGCUGGGUCAGCUACAUAAGGAGAAACAAAUGAUCAAAGUUCCAGUGAGGUUUCUGGCACCUGAGACAUUAACUCAUGCCACAUACUCAAGUAAAUCAGAUGUGUGGAGUUACGGUGUAUUGAUGUUUGAAGUGUUUUCCGAUGGAGCAAUACCAUACAAGGAGGUUAAGACUUUGAAAGACGUGCGAAAGAAAGUCAUUCAAGGAUUGCGGUUGAAACCACCACCAGACAUGCCAGAAGAGGAUGCAGCUAUUAUGAUGCGUUGUUUUGAGACAGAUCCUGAAGCAAGAACAUCAUUUGCCCUUCUUAAACAAGAUUACAAGAAGUGCCAAGCCUCUAAGUUGGAAAGACUUGUUGGUUUCUUCAAGGAGAAAGCUGAAGCA